CCAGACUUCAACCCCUCAAUAAACAGGAACGGCUAUGCAGGGAACAAUAACGCUUGGAUCGCGGAUGCGUGAGACGCAUGUUCCAGCCUAUCGUGGGCGUGUACGUAGUGGGUGCUUGACAUGCCGAUCACGGAAAGUCAAAUGCGACGAAGCGCGACCGAACUGUCACAAUUGCACAAGGCUGGCCCGUGAUUGUGUUUACAAGCCUCAGAGGUCCUUACGCCCAAAUACGACUGUUCAGAGUCCUAGCACAAGCCCAGAGGAUGCAGUUCAAGAUGUACCAAUAGUCGACCCAACAUCUAAUAUCAGAUCCAACGCAAUUCCAAACCAAGGUUCCCCUCAAGAGGUUGAGGACUGCGUCCUUGCAGAAAAGUCGCGACUUCACAGUGCUCUGAAGGACGCUCUAGGACUGGUACAGGAUUCGAUACCUUCUCCCGACAGCUCAUUCGACAACUAUACAUCUAAUCUGGAAACCGUGCUACGGCAUCACCAGGAGUAUAAUGUUGAUUCGAACAAUAGCGAAGAUGACGUCGCCUCAACAUCGACACUUAUCUCGCGAGAUAUCAGGUUAACGACAACAAUGGACAAGUUGACCGCGCGAGAAAUGGGUCUACAGCCGUGGUUUUCUUUCUUUGUCGAAGAGGUUGAUUGUUCAUGCAUCACACCCUUCGAUGCAUUAAAUUGGCGGCGGAUGAAGAUUGACGUGAUCAAAAUUGCAACAACUAAUGCCACCGUUGCGUCGGCCGUUUUAGCAAUUUCCGCCUUGUACAAAGGAUUGACAUAUCACCUGCCACUGUCGAAGGCAGCGUCAUUUUGGGACAUAUCGAAACGGGCCUAUGAAGAUGCUCUGCAGCGUGAAGAUCACGAUUUCGAUGCACAUCUACCUGGACUCUUCCUCCUUUGUCUUUUCAGCUACAUUGAUCCAGAUAGCGAUCCAAUCCUAAAGGCACCAAGCGAGGCUUUCACGGCAAGAUUGAUUACCUGGGCAGCAAGGCCAUAUCACCCACCGCUCUCGCUGAGACUUUCUGCAUGGCUUCGACUACUCCAGGCUGCUAUGAUCCGCGGAGGAGGCAUGGGUUUAGUAUCAGAUGACUUGUUGGGCUAUUUUCCCAGCCAUAGCGGGCCCAUCCCAAGCCUUAAAUCGCCUACUGAUGGCGGGUCAGACGUAGCAACCCAUCUAUAUGAGGUGUUGUUCGACCCCAUCUUCGACUUUUACUUCCAGCUGCAGAUGAUCUCUGGCGAAAUCGCCCGACUAACACAUUACCACCGAUCACGCGGCUCUGGCAAGGACCAAGACGAAGUCACGCAACAGAUCAUAAAUAUCCGAUCGAAACUCCGCGAUCUCUGGAGCCGUCGGUCGCCUACACAGCACCAAAGCCCCCAAGACCUCCGUUCGAACGUCUCAGCAAAGAUCGCCAACCCUAUCAUCACGCUCGUGGGACUAUGCGCCGCCGCGUACAAUGCCGAGUUCGUGGAAAUCGAUCGCGUGUUAGGAGAUCCCGUGUCCGAAUCAUCUGAAUCCAAACAAUGCAUGCGGCAAAUCCGGAAUAUCGUGGAGGGAGAUUGGAACGUAUAUCACGAUGGGAAGCUCAAUCCAGGGUUGCUCCGACCUCUAUUCCUCUACGCAAUCGAGUGCAGGAAUUGCGAGGAGAACCAAUGGGCGGCGGAUAGACUGGGCGAGAUCAAGAACGCUGUAUGUAGAAGUGACUUCUUCGCGGCGUUUGGUAAAGCUCUGUCGGAUACUCAGAUUCGGAAGGAUAGGAGGGUCACAUCGAAGUUCUUUUGUAUUUGGUAUUUUGGGACUGUGCCUCCCUUCAUGUAGCGACUGAGCCUCCCUUCAUGUAGCGACUGAGCCUCCCUUCAUGUAGCGACUGAGCCUCCCUUCAUGUAGCGACUGAGCCUCCCUUCAUGUAGCGACUGAGCCUCCC
Molecule: messenger RNA, 1928 nt
Organism: Aaosphaeria arxii CBS 175.79
Lineage: Eukaryota; Fungi; Ascomycota; Dothideomycetes; Pleosporales
Exons: 2
Coding region: 35-1822 (595 amino acids)
Biological process (GO): regulation of transcription by RNA polymerase II
Molecular function (GO): zinc ion binding; DNA-binding transcription factor activity, RNA polymerase II-specific
Source: RefSeq, a predicted model, not a curated record